This is a messenger RNA of Schistosoma spindalis, 2836 nucleotides long. NCBI's taxonomy places the organism in Eukaryota, Metazoa, Platyhelminthes, Trematoda, Strigeidida, Schistosomatidae. The record is from the annotation of a GenBank genome assembly.
AUUUCAAAGUAUUUUGCUACAUGUUAUUUUCUGAUGGAGUCGGACAACGAUAUAAACAGCCACUAUAACAAUGUAUGUGAUUCAUUUGAUCGUAUGAAUUUAAAAGAAAAUCUUUUACGUGGAAUUUUUGCAUAUGGUUUUGAAAAACCUUCUGCAAUACAACAAAGAGCCAUAAUUCCGUCAAUUGAAGGACGUAAUGUUAUAGCUCAAGCUCAAUCGGGCACUGGGAAAACAGCCACAUUUAGUAUUGCCAUUUUACAACAAAUCUGCACGACUGAUCCACGUUGUCAAGCUUUAGUACUGGCUCCAACUAGGGAAUUAGCGAAACAAAUUCAAAUGGUUGUUCUAGCACUUGGUGAUUAUAUGAAUAUUAGUUGUCAUGUUUGUAUUGGUGGUACACAAGUAUCAACUGAUAUUGAACAAUUACAGUUAGGUCAACAAAUUGUAGUUGGUACACCAGGACGUGUUUUAGACAUGAUUAGUCGUGGUUAUUUACGUACACAAACAAUUAAAUGUUUUGUAUUGGAUGAAGCAGAUGAAAUGCUUAGUUUAGGAUUUAAAGAUCAAAUUCAAGAGAUAUUCCUAUCACUUGAUCCAGCUGUUCAAAUUAUUUUAUUAUCUGCAACAAUACCUAAUGAAGUAUUAGAAAUAUCAAAACAUUUUAUGCGUAAUCCAGUACGUAUAUUAUUAAAACAAGAAGAAUUAACCUUAGAUGGUAUACGUCAAUUUUAUGUAAAUGUUGAACAAGAAGAAUGGAAAUUAGAAACAUUAUGUGAUUUAUAUCAAACAAUAACAAUAACACAAGCAGUAAUAUUUUGUAAUUCACGUAGAAAAGUUGAAUGGUUAACAAAUGAAUUAAUUGAACGUGAUUUUAUUGUAUCAGCAAUGCAUGGUGAAAUGGAACAAAUAGAACGUGAUAAUAUUAUGACAGCAUUUCGUAGUGGUUCAAGUCGUAUUUUAAUAUCAACUGAUCUAUUAUCACGUGGUAUUGAUGUACAACAAAUUUCAUUAGUGAUUAAUUUUGAUUUACCAACAAAUUUAGAAAGUUAUAUACAUCGUAUUGGUCGUGGGGGUCGUUUUGGUCGUAAAGGUGUUGCUAUCAAUUUUGUUACAUUAGCUGAUCAACGUUUAUUAACAGAUUUAGAAAAUUUCUAUAGUACAAAAAUUAUUGAACUUCCUAUGGAUGUAGCUAAUUUAUUUUAGAAUUAAUUUGAUAUAUACAUACAUACAUACAUACAUACAUUACAUACACACACACACAAACAGACACAUACACACACACAAACGCGCGUGCAUGGAUAUAUGGUUGACAACAUUCAUUCAUUCAUCCAUUCGGAAAAAUACUUUCUUUUCUUUAUCAUAAACAACAUAUCUAUGUCAUUUUUAUGAAGGAACAGUAUAUUCAAUAAGUAGUUCUCCAACCUGUUUUUCUCUUCCUUUCUUUUUGCCUUUUUUCUUUUCUUCUUCUUCUUUAGUUCAGUUUUAUCUACCAAUUAAUUAGUUGAUGAAUCGAUAUGAAAUCAUAUUUGUUAUGUAAUUUAUAAUCUUUAUUCUCUUUUUGUUCAUUGGUAUAGUUCUUUGAAUAUAUAUUAAUGUUCUUUAUUGUUGUGGUUGUUGUUGGAUGGAGGAGAGUAUUGAUGGAUGAUUUAUGCACUCCUCUAUAAGGAGUCACAGGAGUAACUAAGUAAGUUUCUUGUUACUGUCGUUGGUUGUUGUUGUUGUUGAUAAUUCACCAUUUCUUCUCUUUAACAGAAUGUCAAUGAAUCUUGUUCAUGGUUACUUUUAAUUAGUAGUAUGUUUAAUGUAUGUUCCCAUUGAAUUCGUUUCAUUCUAUUGGAUUAGAUUAAUGUUAAACAAUGUUCAUUUAUUCCUUGGCUUCUGAUUAGUUAUCUUCUUUUUCUUUCUUUAUGAUCUUGUAUGGGUUGAAUUGUCUUCUUCUUCUUUCUUUCUUUUUCUCCGCUCAAUUAGUUCUGUAUAGAAAUAUUUCAUUUCUUUCUAGAUUUCUAUUCUUUGUUUAAGUAAAUCAGAAAUUUUCAACUAUCUAAACUAGUAAUCAACAACAUUGGUUGUGAUGGUUUAACUGCUGUAAACAAUAUAAUAUUAAUGAUUAAUCAAUCAAUCAAUAUAAUUACUAUGUUUACUAUCCACUUUUGUUGCUAUCCUUUCUUUUUUUUUACCCACUUGUUGCUAAGUGCAUCAUUACUCUCUAUCUAUCCCCCCUCCUUUUUCUUAUCUUAAUAGUAUAAUAUUAUAAUGGGUAUCUAUCAUCUAACUAUAUAUUCUGCUGCUGUAGGUUGAAUGAAUAAUUCAUUGUUACGUGUAGUUCUUCGAAGAGAAUGUGUAUGUAUGUUUCUGUGUGUGUGUGUGUAUGUGGUCUUUCAGCUGUCUACUUGUCAAUUGUUUCUGUCAAGAGGGAAUAUCAUUGAAAUCUAGAAAAAAAUAGAACUUUUUUUUGUAAAUGUGAUUAUUCAUCAUUCUAUACACCUUUCUGUUCUAAUUCUUUAUGGUUGGUUAUUCGGAUCUCACUCCUCCUCUUCUUUUUUUUUCUUUUAUGUUGUUUGUCAUCUUAAGCCUGUAUCAUCAUUAUUACUGAUAAUAUUAUUGUUAUUAUUAUUAUUACUCUGUUUUAAUUGCAGUAAUUAACUCAUGGUCAGUUACUCACUUAUUUACUUGCUUAAGCCUGUUACUCCCAAUGGAGCAUAGACCUCCGAUCACUCUGCCUGGAACACCUCUGGGGCUACUGUUGGUCCCAAGCACGGAUAAAAGAGGAGGGUUUGGUAUACGGUUAGUAGGUACUCCAUCCUGUAGAAAACGAAAUUGCUAAGAAACGCUAAUC